AUGGAGCAGAUUGAAAAUUCAAACGUAUAUGCUGAGAAAGGACUCUUGGAAAAUAUAAAGCUUUGCCUUUAUAAGAAACCAGUACCAUCUCCUACUGACAGAAAGAAAUUUGACUACGACUUUGCUCUCUCCACCUCAUUUCAUGGGAUACACAAUAUCGUUCGGAACCGCAGCAAAAUUCGGAAGCUGAUCUGGUUGGUGGUGGUCCUAGGCUCAGUCUCACUCGUUGUGUGGCAGAUAUACAGUCGCUUUGUCAACUACCUCACUUGGCCAACCACAACAUCUGUUGAAGUUCAAUAUGUGGAAAAGAUGGAGUUCCCUGCUGUGACAUUUUGCAAUUUGAACAGGUUCCAAACAGACCCUGUGGCCAAAUUUGGCAUUAUUUUUUUCUUGUGGAGCAUCGUAUCCAAAGUCGUCCAUCUUCAGGAAAUCAGUACCAAUUAUACUGGCUCAAAAGAGGCUAUUGAUUUUCUCACAAGACACCAAAACUUCAGCAUUACAGAGUUUGUCAAGAAAAAUGGUUUUUAUCUCAAUAAUAGCACUUUGCUGGAAUGUGACUUUUUUGGAAGGCGUUGUGGACCAAAGGAUUUUGCACAUGUCUUCACUGAAUAUGGAAAUUGUUUUACUUUUAAUCAUGGUGGAAAUAUCCAACCAAGGAAAAAAGUGAGUGUGUCAGGAAAAGGCUUAAGCUUACUCUUCAAUGUCAAGCAGAAGGAGUUCACUGAUGAUCCAGCCCUUGGCUUUGUUGACGCUGGGAUUGUCUUUGUUAUCCAUUCACCAAAUAAGGUGCCACAGUUUGAUGGUUUAGGUUUGUCUUCACCUGUGGGAAUGCAUGCGUGGGUAACCAUCUGCCAAGUGAAGACAGUUCAUCAAGAGUACCCUUGGGGAGAAUGCAACCCUAACAUCAAGCUGAAGAAUUAUAGCAGAUACAGCACAUCUGGUUGCUUGAAAGAAUGCAAAGCAUGGCACAUACAAAGGCAAUGUGGAUGUUUGCCUUUUCUCCUUCCUGGAAAUGGGAUAGAGUGUGACCUGCAAAAAUUUUACAAUUGUGUUUCUCCUGUACUUGAUGACAUUGAAGCUAAGGGCUUAUGUACAAUGGGAAGUCAUAAUUCUACCUGUCCUGUUCCUUGUGAAGAAACAGAAUACCCUGCUACGAUCUCUUAUUCCACUUUUCCAAGUCAAAAAGCCUUGAAAUACCUUUCCAAGAAGUUGAAUCAAAGCCAAGAGCAUGCCAGGAAGAAUCUUGUUCACAUUGAAAUAAACUAUAGUGACUUAAAUUAUAAAAUAACACAGCAGCAAAAAGCAGUGAGUAUGUCUGAGUUACUUGCAGAUGUUGGUGGUCAGCUGGGCCUAUUUUGUGGGGCCAGUAUGAUUACAAUUAUAGAAAUUAUUGAAUACAUUUUCACCAAGUUCUACUGGAUAUGCAUUUUGUUUUUACUGAAGAUACCUGAGAUGACCAAGUGGACUCUUCAAGCUCAGAAUCAACUGGAAAAUAAGCAAGAAAUACAAGAAUGCUAA
Chrysochloris asiatica (Cape golden mole) is the source of this 1518-nucleotide messenger RNA. RefSeq names its product acid-sensing (proton-gated) ion channel family member 5 (gene ASIC5). Gene Ontology annotation, molecular function: ligand-gated sodium channel activity. The transcript is spliced from 10 exons. The coding region runs from base 1 to 1518 and encodes 505 amino acids. The record is from RefSeq and is a predicted model, not a curated record. Lineage: Eukaryota; Metazoa; Chordata; Mammalia; Afrosoricida; Chrysochloridae. Gene Ontology annotation, biological process: sodium ion transmembrane transport. Gene Ontology annotation, cellular component: membrane.